Molecule: messenger RNA, 854 nt
Organism: Phyllopteryx taeniolatus (common seadragon)
Lineage: Eukaryota; Metazoa; Chordata; Actinopteri; Syngnathiformes; Syngnathidae
Exons: 6
Coding region: 93-740 (215 amino acids)
Source: RefSeq, a predicted model, not a curated record
UUGUGCUGCGACGUCCUGCCGGGUUUGAACCACAUCCCGUGUAUGUGCGCGUGUGUAGGUGUGUGUUUGUGUGCGUGCGUGUGUGUGGCCAAAUGCAGACAAUGUGCCGCACAACAACACAACAACGACCGAGAGCCAUCAUGAACAGCAGAGAAGAUUGCUCGGAUACACUAGCUGCACUGCUGCUGCUGUCAGUGGCCUUGUUCGUGUCGUUGUGCGUCAACGCCACAUGUUGCGUCACACGGCGGGCGUCUUUGUGUGCAGACCGCUGCUGUUGCGCAUACAUUCACGCAGCAGACAGGCCUUCACAGGAGGGGAGGUGGCAUUUUGUUAACGCCAAUCGACCCGAGGAGCAAGACAAGGCUGACCACAACCACCAAAAUCCCAUCUACGGAAACAUCAAAGGUUCUGGGGAUUUUGACACAUUACGAGUACCACAUGUGAACCCAUACUUCAAUGCAACACUGCAAGCACAAAAAAAGCCCUCAGAGGACACCCUGAUGAACUACGCCUCUCUGGAUCUCAAUGUGGCAAAACAACGACAGCAGAAGCUCCAAGGCAACCGGUCAAAGCAGCUGUCAGUCCAUGUGACGGACACCAGCCAUGGCCCCCACUUCGGAUCAGUGGAUUCUCAGAGCAGCGUCUAUCUGAACAGCGAGUAUAUCGCCCAGGAGACGGACACCAUCGAGAAACGCGGGAUGUGUUCCUAUUCAGAAGCUGUAAAGCUCGACCGAGUUUAAUCCAGAUCUGAUCCAGAUUCCACACAUGCAUACAAGUAUUCCUAGUCUACUGUGGGAGAAAACCCGGUGUAAAAUCUUAUCCAAUUUAAAAUAAAAUCUGCUAUUUUGUGCAUA